Molecule: messenger RNA, 3194 nt
Organism: Pygocentrus nattereri (red-bellied piranha)
Lineage: Eukaryota; Metazoa; Chordata; Actinopteri; Characiformes; Serrasalmidae
Gene: sh3bp5b
Product: SH3-domain binding protein 5b (BTK-associated)
Exons: 9
Coding region: 288-1598 (436 amino acids)
Biological process (GO): intracellular signal transduction; negative regulation of protein tyrosine kinase activity
Cellular component (GO): cytoplasm
Molecular function (GO): protein kinase inhibitor activity
Source: RefSeq, a predicted model, not a curated record
AUCCUCUCGCCAGUGAGGGUUACAGUUGGACCACCGCUCUCUGAGAAAGCCAACUGAAUUUGAUGCUGAGCUGAAUGAAAGACGCAUUUAUAGCCUUUUUACAGAUAAUAAUGCACUGAGUUGUCGCGUUCGUGCCUAAAUGGUUUAUUUCCCCUCCGAUUGUGGACGAGCUAGACUAUUAAACCCUCUCUGUAUGUGUCUGACUCUCGAGACGCAGGAGAACAUACCUUUGUUUUGGUAUUAGGCAAAUCAGAAGCCUACCAAACACAUAUUAAGGUAUAUUCAGCAUGGAUAGUAUAGAAAAGGACAACAGGUCGGAUGAAGACUGUGAAUCAGGCGAAGAGGAAGAAGAAGUGGACCCCAGGAUUCAGGGAGAGCUUGAGAAAUUGAAUCAGUCUACAGAUGACAUCAACAGAUGUGAAACAGAGCUGGAGGAUGCAAGACAGAGGUUCCGCGCUGUGCUGGUGGAGGCCACAGUAAAACUAGAUGAGCUGGUGAAGAAGAUUGGCAAAGCAGUGGAGGACUCAAAACCGUACUGGGAGGCACGGCGUGUGGCUCGACAGGCUCAGCUAGAAGCUCAGAGGGCCACGCAGGACUUCCAGAGGGCCACUGAGGUGCUGCGAGCUGCCAAGGAGACCAUAGCCCUGGCUGAGCAGAGGCUGCUGGAGGACGACAAGCGGCAGUUUGAUUCGGCCUGGCAGGAGAUGCUCAACCACGCGACCCAGAGGGUGAUGGAGGCAGAGCAGACAAAGACCCGUAGCGAGAUGCUGCAUAAGGAGACGGCAGCCAGGUACAACGCAGCCAUGAGCCGCAUGAAACAGCUGGAGAAGAAGCUCAAACGCACCAUCAGCAAGUCCAAGCCCUAUUUUGAAUUGAAGGCAAAAUAUUACUUACAGCUUGAGCAACUGAAAAAGAAUGUGGAUGACCUGCAAGCUAAGCUGACGCAAGCUAAAGGGGAGUAUAAAACGGCUCUGAAAAACCUUGAGAUGAUCUCAGACGAGAUCCACGAGCGCCGGCGCACCUCCGCCAUCGGCCCGCGGGAGAGAGGGGUGGGGGCCGAGGGUGACGGGGUCACUGGAGAUGACCUCACCAGCUUCAAAAUAGAGUCUGAUGGAAUAUCUAUGGCAUCAGAGUCGUUUGAGGAUGAGAACUGCAGCACCAGUGCCAUGUCUGAGGAGGACUCAGAGACACGGUCCACCUGCAGCCUGAGCUCUGGAACCAGCAGCCCUCUGGACCUGCCCUGCCCCUUCUCUUCCUCCUCCUCCUCCUCUUCCUCUUCCCCUUCUCCAUCGUCGUCCUCCCCUCCCCCCUCAUCUCGGCCCUGCAGCCUGGAGUUGCCCAGCACGGUGUCUCUGUCUGACUUUGGCCUGAUUUCGCCCAUCCUGGGGCCUCGCAGUGAAUGCAGCGGAGCUUCUUCACCAGAAUGUGACCUGGAGAGAGGUGACCGAGCAGAGGGUGCCGAGGCUGAACUGAACAACACACUGAAUAACAACAGCAGCAUUAGUAGCAUGAAGAACCAUUUCCGCCUUCUGUCUCUGAAACGUGGAGAGAUGGACAAUGCCAAAGUCACCGGACGCAACCCCUUCAGUGUGGCCUAAAACCACCCCAUCCCCCUCAUUACCUUACUCCUCCUCAUUUGGGUGAAGUAUAGGCUGCCCUUACCCAAACACCUCACCACCUUCCCAACCACGUCAUGUCCUAAUUAAAGGCACUGGCAGCCGUCCAUCUCUCACCCUUGAAGUCAGCACUGUUCGUUUUUGUUGAGACUGUUAAGCAGGUUCUGGUUGAUCAGCGGAAGCAAUCUCACUAGAUGGUAAAGGAUUAUAAAUGAGGGAGAUUCUGCUGAGUUACUGAAAUCCCUAAUGUUUAUAUAAAUAGCCUAAACACUGAACCAACUCAACCAACUACCAAAACCAUAAAACCAUCAGACGUGAAAAGAAUUUGUGAGGUUAUGGACGAUGGCUAGGAGACUGGGGUGAUAUGGAUGUAUACUUUUUGAAAAGGGUCUUUUCUCUGACACUUUGUUUAUUCAUAGAAAGUCUUAAAGAGCUGAGUAAAAAUUGAACGUAGAGAUGAGUGAUAUCUCUUCAUGGUCUUCUCACUCUUUGUCUUUCAUGUUCACUGUAACAAAACCAUGGCCUCAAAUCCUGAUCAUUCAUGCUGCAGUAUAAUAAAUACGGCCAGUGCUUGUGCUUGCACUUGGCCUGGAGCAUGGCAGACGCACCACUGACAAAGGUGAAAGAGAAAACUCCCAAAACUUUUAUUCAAACAUAUCUAAAGGAUUCAAAAACCUUCAGAACGAAAUUGGCUGCUUCUCUAGUGCAAUAAAGCUGAAGUUGACCUACGUUAGACCUCAUCUAUAGACAUCUACAGUCAUGCUGGACCUCUCCUCCGGGCUGCUUAUACGUGACCUUUUCUUCAUCCUGUCCUCAUCAAGAUUCGCUCCCAGCAGCAUCAUGAUUAAUGGGCUUGACCAUUCACCUGGACCGUGUGCAUGCUGCCAUGUCUGUGUCUCUAUAAAGAUGGACAGUCCCCAUGUUUGGUCAAUAUUGAUAGGAAAAAAAGAGCAAUAGAUAAAGACAUCUUGUGUUCUUUACAGCCGCCAUUACCUGGAUGUUUUAUAUACAGAGAAUGGGUCAUGAGUCUUUUGUUGGUUUUCCUGGUUUAACAAGGUUGGUUAACUACACUGAGGUCAGUUGGACUGCAAGGGUUUGCUGGCUUGGGAACAUUUUACAAAGCAGGACUGCCCAGUUAGCUGGAUAAACCCAGAGAUUGUCCAGUCAGAGAAGUAAACAACGUUCUUAUGGGAUGGUCAGUUUUGGGACAUUCUUAUGGGAUGGUCAGCUUUAAGAAAUGGACCCCAGUUUUGAAAACACAGAAUGAGUCGAAGUGAAAUGCACUAAUAGGAAAAGAGAAUGAAUGUUAACCAGCUGCAUAAUACAGCAGCUGCUGCUAGAGAGGCACAAAGCACAGCGUCAGUUCUAGUCAGCACACUGUAUAGUCUUUAGGCGCAAACUUGUGUUCAGUUUUCCUUUUGUUUGUGUUCCAGCAUUUUAUUUGUGUGUUCUUUGUGUAUGUAGUGGAAACAGAUGGUAAAUGCCAUCUUAAAAACUGUGUUUUCAUGUUUUAUGAUGGUCUGUUCCUGAGCAGCUUGCCUAGUUGUUUUCAAAUUUAAAUAAAGUAAUAUUCACUGA